Messenger RNA from Vicia villosa (hairy vetch), 1006 nucleotides. Its product is annotated as alpha-glucosidase-like. NCBI's taxonomy places the organism in Eukaryota, Viridiplantae, Streptophyta, Magnoliopsida, Fabales, Fabaceae. Bases 6 to 512 code for a protein of 168 amino acids. The record is from RefSeq and is a predicted model, not a curated record. The transcript is spliced from 2 exons. Gene Ontology annotation, molecular function: catalytic activity; carbohydrate binding. Gene Ontology annotation, biological process: carbohydrate metabolic process.
CCAAAAUGGUUACAAAUUCCGGAAUUCAAACUACUCCACUACCAACCUUAAUCUUGUGUUUUAUUAUUUCCAUAAUCAUAUCUCAUAUUGUGGCAGAUUCACAAGUUGGUUAUGGCUACACAAUCACAACUGUUACAAAUAACCCCACAUCAAACUCUUUGACUGCUAACCUUAAACUCAUCAAAUCCUCUUCUGUUUUUGGAACACACAUUCCAUUCCUUAACCUCACUGCCAGUUUUGAGACAAAGGAUAUAUUAAGAGUAAGGAUCACUGAUUCAAAUAAUCAAAGAUGGGAAAUUCCACAACAAGUGAUUCCUAGAGACUCGUCAUCUCUAUCUCACUCUUUUCUCUUCCAAAAUACUCAAAACGCAAAACACAUACUCACACAUCCAAAUUCAGACCUUAUCUUCACACUCCACAACACAACCCCGUUUGGUUUCACCAUCUCACGCAAAUCCAACAAAAAUAUAAUCUUUAAUACUUUACCACAAAACCAUAAUAUAAAUUUGUAGAUAGUUUUUAUAUUAAUAAUAUUGUUUUUUUCUUUAGUUGUUUAAUUUUUAUAAAAAAUUAUUCAUACAAAAUUAACUCUUAAAAAAAUAACAAUAUUAUAUCGAAAUGAUAUUUUUAAUAAUGAAAUUAAUUUAUAUUAAUUAAAAUUAAAUUUUUAAAUAUUAAAAUUAAUUAAUAUAAUAUAAAACGUUAAAACAUCAAAUAAUAUUAAAAAAAAGAAAGAAAAAAAGGGCUUCACCAGUUGGUCCAUCAGAUGGACGAGCCCGUGGUAAAAAUGUGGCACUUUCCUAAAAAAAAAUCAAUUCGUGGCAAAUUGGUAUUUUCUUUUCAACUGAGUGGCAAUUGUGUAAAAAAAUCUCCAACAUUUGUGUUUUUAUAACUAAAGCAUCAUUUCAAGUAAUAUCUCAUUUCCAAUUUAAACCACACCAUACACACUACAUGUAUACUUACAUAAUAGCAAGUAAAUAUAUUAUUGGAACAAGUUCCAAUUGCC